Poecilia reticulata (guppy) is the source of this 2524-nucleotide messenger RNA. Lineage: Eukaryota; Metazoa; Chordata; Actinopteri; Cyprinodontiformes; Poeciliidae. The record is from RefSeq and is a predicted model, not a curated record.
UUCAGGGAGUGGAUGGGUUGUUUUGGUGACGGGGCGAGUUGUCAGACUGUUGCCAUGGCGACAGGCGGACAUGAUGAGCCAAAGCUCUGCAGACAGCAGAGCUCUGUUUUCCUGGAACAGCGCCACCUGCUGACCAAGGAGGAGGAUGACCAGCAGACCCUGAUGGUUUCCCGCUUCACGAACUGAAUAACGUGAUGUUUUGCUCCCCCUGCUGGCCGCUGUGAGGACCUGCAGCUGCGCAUCACAACAGCAGAAAACUAAAACCAGGAUUAUUAACUUCACAAGCACAUUCACAACCAGACAGACAGCUGAACUAACGUGAAUCUUGAGCAGAAACUGUUUCCUGUUUGGUCGGCUGAAGCUGCUGCGACGUGGAGACGGUGUGAGACGACCAGAGAGACGCCGCACAGCUGGAGACCAUCAUGCCGAGAAACGGGACACUGCACGGGUGCCGCUGGGAGGCAGGCUGCUCAUCUCAUGCGUGUAAAUCUGCUCUGCCCCGUGUUGCACUGUGGAGGGAGAUGAUGAAGAGGAGGAUGAGGAGGGGGGUUCCCCUUCACGUGAAGCAGCCAAUCAGCUGGAAGCGGAGCAGCGGCGGUGGAUUGUGAGCAGCAGCAUCCCUCUGCCUCCAGACGGAGGUGAUGCUCAGGGACGGAGCCGGACUCCUGGAUCAGCACCAGCGUGGCGGAUCGGGUCGGGCCGCUGCAGACGGGACUGGAGCUGGACGGGACGCCCAGCAGGAAGUGAGGCACGGCGCUGCAGAGAGACCGGCCCGGCCCAGGAGCCUCGGACCCAUGAUGGAUUUUUCGUGUGAUGAAACGGGAAAAGGUCCUCCGGUCCAGAUGCGCAGCCUCAGAGAGUUCGAACAGCACCUGAACGACCUGAAGAAGGAGAACUUCAGCCUGAAGCUGCGGAUCUACUUCCUGGAGGAGAAGAUCCAGCAGAAGUUUGAUCAGAGCGGCGACGGCGUCCACAGAGCGAACAUUGAGCUGAAGGUGGAGGUUGAGAGUCUGAAGAAGGACCUGCAGGAGAAGCAGGAGCUUCUGGACCGGGCGCUAUCCACAGCCGAGGUCCUGUCCGAUCAGAAUGAAGCGGAGCUGCAGCGCCGCCUGCUGGAGCGGCAGGACGAGGUCAGACACAAGCUGGACAUGCUGGAGGACAAAGUUCAGCUGCUGCAAAAGGAGGCCGAGGCGGCCCGGAGCGAGGCCCGGCGCAUGGCGUCGCUGGCGGACGCCGAGGCCCAGCGCUGCCUGGCCCUGCAGAGGGAGAUGCUGGAGAAGAUGGAGGAACACGGAACGAGUCCGACUGACGCAGACAGGCUGAUUGAGGAUCUGGUGCAGCAGAAACAGUCGCUAAGCCUCCAGGUCGAAGAGCUGCAGGUCAAAGUUCAUGACCUUUCAUCAUCCUCGCUGGAGAACAGAGAACGAGGCGCCGAGUACCUGAACUCUGACCUGAAAUCCCAGAGGAGCUGAACAGGUGAAGCAGGAAGUUCGAAGCGUCUCUUCCUUCCUUCACGACGGGAAAUAGAAGAUCUUUGGCAACCAGAGCGGAAACAAACACCCAGCCAGAGUUUAAGGAUCUGAUCCCCGGCUCCAUGAAACCAGGAGCGUCUAGAGCAAAGGAGGCGGAUUAGCAGUGAUGAUGUCUGUCGUAACGGAUGGGAGAGGCCUGCUCAGAAACGUUGGUAGACUGGCUGCUGCUGCUGCUUUCCUCCCGUCGCGUCAGAGUUGAACUCCUGUUGGGAUGAAGAAAGCAGCUUUCAGUUUGACGUCACCAGCCGUCCGUCCGUCCGUCUCUGGUCCCACUGAAACAUUUCAGCUCAUUCUGAGGCGGACUGUCCCUUUAAGACAACAGCCUGGAAGCUCUUCUCCAAAACUGCAGCAGGAGAUUCUGUCCUUCAAAACCAAAUCCAGUCCAACCUGCACCAGAAACGCUUCAUGUUUUCAAACCCAGAGGAUUUUAUUUCCAGAUUCUUCCACCGGUAACCAGAAGCUCGCUGUCGGGAUGCUUUUUACUCUCCAGGAGGAAGUGAUCCAUUUCUGGAGGACAUUUCCUGGUUGUAUGCAGACGGUGAGGUGAAGACCAGGCCAGAGAAGCCAGGCUUCGCUCUCAAGAGGUCUCACUCCUCCACAAAUUCCACGACAAUCCGCUUUCUGAUCCAGUUUCCUUUAAAAGUCUGCCUCGUUUUCUUUUCUUGGGGAAUUUCAUGAAGUGUUGCCCUCAAGAAAUCUUUGAUUUUUUUUCAUGUGAGUGUGCAGAGUGUUUAAUACAUGAUGCUAAAUACUGCAACAGAUUUAUUUAAACUGUGUUGAGGACAAAAGUCUAUUAAUAUAAAAGUAAAUAAAUAUCAGUUUGUGGAAACAAUGAAUUUGACUCAUGUCACACUUUUCUCCCAGUGAAGGCAUUUUACAUAAAUUAAACAUUUUGGGGAAAUUAAAUGCUAUUUUUGGAUAUUUAAUCAUAAAAAGAGGAAGACGCGGAUGUUACUUAAAUACGCAUAAUAAAAGUUUCUCCAUGUCUCUGA